AUGCAAACUAACCUAAUCGUGCUCGUCGCCUUUGCGGCUGUCGGCCAAGCUCGUUUCGGCCAGGAAGGCUCUGUUCAGAGCAUUAUCCAGGGCCUUAGUAACUUUGGCCCCCCAGGCGCGGCUGGUACCCUCGCUGGCCAAACUACGGGUGUCCUUCUUGCCGGUGCGAGCGCUUGCGCACAGCUUGAGCUCGCUGAUGAGAUUGUUGCCACGCUUGGCAACGAUCCCGAGGUCAUUGCUGGUGCGGCGGCCCUUGUCGCCGCGGAGAAGAACUUCAACCCCUUCGCCCAGGACGUCCCAGCGAUUUGUAACGACGCGAACCUCCCGGCCACCCCGGAGCUCCGGGGUAUUGUUCCCGCCAACGCGAAUUCUGCGCAGUCGCUGACAGCCCCUUUUGACGACGGCGGCCUUAGCGUUGCCGACCUCUCGAGGGCCCAGGGGUUCGAGAACUUCAACGACCAGGCUUGA
Molecule: messenger RNA, 468 nt
Organism: Chaetomium fimeti
Lineage: Eukaryota; Fungi; Ascomycota; Sordariomycetes; Sordariales; Chaetomiaceae
Exons: 3
Coding region: 1-468 (155 amino acids)
Source: RefSeq, a predicted model, not a curated record